AUGGCAGAUGCUCCGCAGGUAGUCUUCGCACAGUCUCAUCUUGAAGUCGAUCGAACCCAAGAACAACCCCACUCAGUUUGUGCAUAUUAUCAAACCCCUGAGCCGUCUCCGAUCCACUCUCCUGAACCGACUAAGGCUGCCGCUGCGCAAGAUCAAAUCACCGAUACGGCAGCAUUGCAGGUCUCCAGGGUUUUGGGACUGCGGCGAAAGCACUUCUGGACGCUAUUCAGUGUCGCAAUUGUAUUAGUCGUAGGGACUAUAGGCGGAAGCGUAGGUGGUGUGUUGGCAGUGCAGAACGCGAGUGCUCAGGAUAAGGCUGUGAUAUCUUCUACUGCUACAGAUAUCAGUUCCUCAAACAUAUUUCCAGUCAACACCUCCAAGGAUGUGACUGUAGCAGCCUCGUCGACCGUCACAGACAGUCCGACUUCUUCCUCGACAUCUCCCGCUGCCACGCCCACAAUCGACAACUCAUGUCCGCAAACGCUGAGAUCAUACAACAGCAAACUAUACGACUGCAUAGCCAGGAGGAAUGCGAACGAGGUUGGCGAUAUCAUCGCCAUGCUGGCGUACACGAUGCAACAGUGCGUGGACGCUUGCAGCAACAUGAACAUCAUCGCAGGCUCUGUGAAAUGCCGAGCAGUCGCCAUGACAAAUGGCCUGGACUAUGAGUAUCAAAAUAAUAUAGCGGCGAACUGUUGGCUGAAGAGUGCAUCGCAGCCAAGUCAGCAGUGGGAUAAUGCGACUCUUGCUGUGUUGAUUGCAGACGGGGCGUAA
Messenger RNA from Exserohilum turcica Et28A, 774 nucleotides. RefSeq lists its product as uncharacterized. The transcript has 2 exons. Bases 1 to 774 code for a protein of 257 amino acids. Lineage: Eukaryota; Fungi; Ascomycota; Dothideomycetes; Pleosporales; Pleosporaceae. The record is from RefSeq and is a predicted model, not a curated record.